Molecule: messenger RNA, 11704 nt
Organism: Tyto alba (common barn owl)
Lineage: Eukaryota; Metazoa; Chordata; Aves; Strigiformes; Tytonidae
Gene: MICAL3
Product: microtubule associated monooxygenase, calponin and LIM domain containing 3
Exons: 42
Coding region: 190-7002 (2270 amino acids)
Molecular function (GO): FAD binding; protein binding
Source: RefSeq, a predicted model, not a curated record
AGGCGGGCGAACUAUGAGCACCUGUCGGGGAGGAGCUGAUUUGUGCAAGAAGAAGGUCACUUACGCUGCCUUGCUCUGUUAAUGAUGCUUGUAAGCCAGAGGUGAAAGUGGCUCAGCAGAGCAACAUCAGGAAAUCUGGCAGACUGGAAGAGAACAGCUGCCCCCCAGGGCAGCUGUGAAGUGUGAAGCAUGGAGGAAAGUAAGAAUGAGAAGGUGAACCAGGCUCAUGUUCUCUUUGACAGAUUUGUCCAGGCUUCUACCUGCAAGGGGACUCUCAAGGCUUUCCAAGAGCUCUGUGACUAUCUAGAACUAAAGCCCAAGGAUUAUCGUUCUUUCUAUCACAAACUCAAGUCCAAGCUCAAUUACUGGAAAGCCAAAGCCUUGUGGGCCAAAUUGGAUAAAAGAGGCAGCCAUAAGGACUAUAAGAAGGGGAAAGCAUGCGCCAACACGAAGUGUCUGAUAAUUGGGGCUGGACCCUGUGGCCUUCGUACAGCCAUCGACCUGUCAUUCCUGGGAGCCAAGGUGGUGGUCAUAGAAAAGAGGGAUGCCUUUUCCCGCAAUAAUGUGCUGCAUUUGUGGCCAUUCACCAUACAUGACUUGAGGGGUCUUGGCGCCAAAAAGUUUUACGGCAAAUUCUGUGCAGGAUCCAUAGACCAUAUCAGUAUCCGUCAGCUCCAGCUUAUCCUUUUGAAGGUUGCCUUGAUCUUGGGAAUAGAAAUCCAUGUCAAUGUGGAAUUUCAGGGUCUUGUUUACCCUCCAGAGGAUCAGGAGAAUGAAAGAAUAGGUUGGCGUGCAUUGGUCCACCCAAAAACCCAUCCAGUAUCUGAGUAUGAAUUUGAAGUAAUCAUUGGAGGGGAUGGCAGGAGGAACACCUUAGAAGGGUUUCGCCGAAAAGAGUUCCGUGGUAAACUAGCAAUUGCUAUCACAGCAAACUUCAUUAAUCGCAACACCACAGCUGAAGCCAAAGUAGAAGAGAUUAGUGGUGUGGCCUUCAUAUUCAACCAGAAGUUUUUCCAGGAUCUACGAGAAGCCACAGGUAUUGACUUGGAGAACAUCGUCUACUACAAAGAUGAUACACACUACUUUGUCAUGACUGCCAAAAAACAGAGCUUGCUGGAAAAAGGAGUGAUACGGCAUGAUUAUGCUGACACAGAGUUAUUACUCUCACGGGAGAACGUGGACCAGGAAGCUCUGCUAAACUAUGCCAGAGAAGCAGCUGACUUCUCCACUAAUCAGCAGCUGCCGUCACUGGACUUUGCCAUCAAUCACUAUGGUCAGCCAGAUGUGGCCAUGUUUGACUUCACAUGCAUGUAUGCGUCAGAGAAUGCAGCUCUGGUUCGAGAGCAGAAUGGGCACCAGUUACUUGUGGCACUGGUUGGGGACAGUCUCUUAGAGCCAUUUUGGCCAAUGGGAACUGGAAUAGCCAGGGGAUUUUUGGCUGCGAUGGACUCUGCUUGGAUGGUACGAAGUUGGUCGCUCGGAGCCAGUCCUUUGGAAGUUCUUGCGGAGAGGGAAAGCAUUUAUAGGCUACUGCCUCAGACCACCCCUGAGAAUGUGAGUAAAAACUUCAGCCAUUACAGCAUUGAUCCUGCCACCCGGUAUCCCAAUAUCAACGUCAACUUCUUGAGACCACAGCAGGUACGCCACUUGUAUAAUACAGGAGAUUUGAAAGACAUUCACCUGGAAAUAGAGAACUUUGUGAACUCCAGGACACCAAAGCUGACUCGGAAUGAGUCUGUAGCUCGCUCUAGUAAAUUGCUCAGUUGGUGCCAGAGGCAAACUGAUGGAUAUGCUGGGGUUAAUGUGACAGAUCUCACGAUGUCAUGGAAAAGUGGCCUAGCUUUGUGUGCCAUUAUCCACAGAUACCGUCCAGACUUAAUAGACUUUGAUUCUUUGGAUGAGCACAAUGUGGAGAAGAAUAACCAGCUGGCCUUUGACAUUGCUGAAAAAGAGUUUGGAAUAUCUCCCAUUAUGACUGGAAAGGAAAUGGCAUCUGUCGGAGAGCCAGAUAAACUGUCAAUGGUGAUGUACCUCACACAGUUCUAUGAGAUGUUCAAAGACACCAUCCCCUCUAGCGAUAGCCUGGACCUGAAUGCAGAAGAAAAAGCUGCCCUAAUUGCCAGUACCAAAUCGCCUAUCUCUUUUCUCAGUAAACUGGGACAAAGCAUCUCUCGGAAACGCACUCCGAAGGACAAAAAAGAAAAGGAACUGGAUGGUGCAGGGAAAAGGAGAAAAACCAGCCAAUCUGAGGAUGAGGACAUCCCACGAAGCUACAGAGAAGAAAGGCCCACGCUGGUGAGCGCCCUGACAGAGAGGAGAAUUGAUGCUGCCAUUGGGAAUCAGAACAAAGUCAAGUCUAUGGCAACCCAGCUACUGGCCAAGUUUGAGGAGAAUGCACCAGUGCAGUCCUCAAGCUUACGUAGACAGCAACCUGUCCUGCCUUAUCAAGAACGUGUUCACAACCAACCAUCCAGCAGACGAGAGCAGGGCCGUCUUGCUCCCAUACCCCAGUGGAAACAGCUGAGGAGUAAGGAACGUUCUCGGACCUGCCCCAAAAAAGUCAUCAUGCUCUCUUCUUCCUCUCCACCUUCCUCUCCACCGUAUCCCAGGCAGCAGAGAAACAGGGAACCUGGUGCCGACUGUCCCGGGGAGCAGAGUCCCAGACAGGAAAGGAGAUCUCCUGGUUUAUUUUCUGAUGACCAAGUGCCUGAAAAUGUUGAGCAAAGUGCAUGUCAGCUGGCUGCCCUCCGGGAGUGCAGACCUGCAGUGAGGCAUCAGCCUGAGACUGAACCGUCUCGCCGAUUCAUUGUUGACCAGUGGGAGCUCUCCCUUAGCCUCCGUUCUUCUAAUCGCCCUUCUUCACCUUCAUCUGACUCUCUUCGACAGGGCUCGCUCAAAAAGGAAUUCCCCCAAAACCUGGGAGGCAGCGAUGUCUGUUACUUCUGCCGCAAGCGAGUCUAUGUGAUGGAAAGGCUGAGUGCUGAAGGCAAGUUCUUCCAUCGCAGUUGCUUCAAGUGUGAAUACUGUGCGACGACUCUGCGCUUGUCAUCUUACGCCUACGAUAUUGAAGAUGGUAAAUUCUACUGUAAGCCUCACUACUGUUACCGAGUCUCUGGUUAUGCUCAAAGGAAGAGGCCAGCAGUGGGUCCUCUGUCAGGAAAGGACACCAAGGGACCUCUACAGGACGCCAUGGCAAGUGAUGGAAGUGGACGGGCAAAUACCAUCUCCGCCUCAGCAGAGAGGGCUCCAGGUUCUAAUGUAAAUGGGCUGGAAGAGCCCAGCCUUGCUAAGCGGCUGCGUGGCACUCCUGAGCGGAUUGAGCUGGAGAACUACCGGCUGUCACUGCAGCGGGAAGAAGAACUGGAAGAAGUUCCUGAGGAGACACUGGCAGAGCAUAACCUGAGCAGUGUGCUGGACAAAGGAGCAGAAGAGGACGUGGCCAGCAGUAGUUCAGAGUCUGAGAUGGAGGAGGAAGAUGAGGAUGAAGAUGAUGAACUACUGUUGCCGCAGCAACCCCCUUCAGACUUGGGUGGUGUACCAUGGAAAGAGGCUGUGCGUAUCCAUGCCCUCCUGAAGGGAAAGAGUGAGGAAGAGAUUGAGGCUGAAGAAAAUCAUGAGAUUGAGGAGGAAGAGGAGGAGGAGGAGGACGAAGAGGAGGAAGAGGAAGAGGAGUCAAGUGAAGAGGGGGAGUAUUGCCCUUGGGAGAGAGAGCUGCAGCAAGGCCUCUGGCUUCAACGUCUCUCAAAUGAAGAGGACACGGGUACAUUUAAAGCUGGAAACCUUAGACUGCAGCAGAUUGUAAAUCCGGUUGAUCCUCUGGAGAUCCUGGCAGAUGUGCACUGGACACACAUCCGUGAAAAAGAGGAGGAGGAAAAAAUGGUCCCAACCUCAAAGUCCUCCACCUCCAGAGCAUCCGACCUUCCCUCCGUACGCCAUGAGGCGGUACAGGCGUGGCUGGAGACGGUCCCUGGAGCUCCAUGUGAGGAUAAUUAUGUGGAGGACGAGCUGGGCACAGAGCCUGCAGACACAGAAGGGCAGGCAGGUGAAGAGGGAGACACGGGUGCAGAGCUGGAUGACGACGACAUCCCAUCUGAUGCAGAAGCGGAGUUUCGCUUACAUCAAGGUGGUGUAGAAGAGCCAGAACUAAAAGUCUCUGAAGAUGAAGAAGAUGAAGAAGGAACAGAAGGUGCUUCUUGCAGUGUGACAGAAGAUCCAUUCAAGCCAUCCAUCCCUAUCCAGUCAUCUAGUGACAGUGUUCUUCCUCCUUCUCCAGUUGAUAGUCCCAAAACAAAACAAGCAGAGGAUGUAAAAGAUCCCCUGACUGAAGUAACUCAUGCAAUAAAAUCACCAGAGGCACGCUUUUUCCCUGAGCCUUUCCUUCCUGAAGAAGGACCAACGGAUGAAAUUCCCAAAGACAGGAAAGUAAAGAGUCCUUUGGUGCCACCAUCUCCAGUGUUAUCCCAGCCGGUUGCAUCACCAGAAGCCAUUGCACCUACGUCACUAUCAGAGUCUCAGCCAGCAGCACCAGCACUGACUUCAUCCCCAACAUCUGCUCAAACGCCCAUCUGUUCCCAGCCUUUGCCUUCUGCCGAAACAUCCAUUCCAUCCCCAGUGGAGCCUCCAGUAUGUUUCCAACCUGUCCCAGCCUUAACAUCUACUCCUUUAGCCAAACUGGUCAUUAGGGGCCAGGAUAGUGAGUUGGAAAAACUGGGGAGCCCUACUACUGCAGAAGAAGCCCUGAAACGGAGUAACCUUGUAGAAGAGUUCUGGAUGAAGAGUGCUGAAAUUCGGAGGAGUUUAGGGCUCACCCCAGUAGACAGAAAUAGACGCUCAGAGACAAACUUUACUGUAUCUGCCCUUGAGACAACUCCUCUGAAGACUUAUAAUAGCGAGAAUAUUUCAGGGGAUGAAAGGAUCCGUCUUGUGAAACCCCAGCCUGCCCCAAGACGGCAGGGACUGUCCAAGUUAGAAAAUGAGCAGAUUUCUCUUCUCACUCCAAAAUCUCCAUCAGAAAAAGAGCUAAAGAGUUCCAGUGAAGUAAGGAGAGAUGUAUCCAGCAGUUCUGGACUUGGCCUUCAGGAGAGCUCAUCUAACAUGAGAACUAUGGCUAGUCAGAGCUUCAACACUUCUGACUCUACAAUGCUUACUCCUCCGUCAAGUCCACCACCACCACCUCCUCAGGGUGAAGAACCAGCCACUUUGCGUAGAAAGAGGUAUCAGGCAGUCUGGCAGAAUGAGGUUGAAGCCAGGUCACCUCCAACACCAGCAUCAACACCUCCUGCUCCCCCACGCCAUGAGCUGACCUCUGCUGCCAGAGAGUCAACUCAGGCCAAAAAAGAUGACAUGCGGAAGUCUUUUGCAGAGAGUGUGGAUGAGAUUCCAUUUGCUGAUGAUGUAGAAGACACAUAUGAUGACAGGACAGAGGACUCAAGCCUUCAUGAGAAGUUCUUUACACCUCCUACCAGUAGGCCAAGGCCAGAGAAACCACGUCUUUUGCCCUUGGUCAAAGAAAAUGGUGGUCCUCCCUCAAUGGAAGGAGGGGUUAACCAGAAGAAGAGAGUGUUGCCUGAAAUUUCUGCAGAGGCCAAGGAGCUUGCUGAAGAAAGAAUGAGAGCCAGAGAGAAGUCUGUCAAGAGCCAAGCACUACGUGAUGCCAUGGCUAAACAGUUGUGUAAGAUGAAAGAUAUGGAGAUGGCUGCAGCUGCUGCUGCUGGGGCCACAAGGGCACGGAAGGCAUCUUCUAUGCCCUUGAAGACCAAAGAGUUGUUUUAUGACUCUCCAAAGCACCUGGCCUUGAAAAUAGCAGAGGGAUCCACACGAAAGCAUGAUGCUGCUAGCGAGAAGUUCUCCACUCCUGCUGCUGAUAUGGCUGGACCUGAAGGGUCUGUCACCUCUUCAGAAGGCUCGAGUGGGAAGAGUAAGAAAAGAACUUCUCUCUUCUCUCCUCGUAAGAACAAAAAGGAGAAGAAAACCAAAAAUGACAGCAGGCUUUCUGACAAAUCUAGUGGUGGGACAGAGGAAGCAACAAAGCCUAGGUCGUUAUGGAAGUCUGUUUUCUCUGGGUAUAAAAAAGACAAGAAGAAAAAGACUGAUGACAAAUCCUGCCCAAGUACUCCCUCAAGUAGUGCCACUGUGGAUUCUGGCAAGCACAAAGCUUCUCUGUUGGUUACAGCUGCAGAUUUGCAGCUCCGUCAACACCUGAGUUUCUCAGAGGACUCUGACCUUUCAAGCGAUGAUAUUCUGGAACGUUCCUCCCAAAAAUCCAAGCGAGAGUCGAUUUAUGUACCACACGCCUUGGCAUUCAAGAGAUCAUAUUCGUCAAAGAGAGCCUACACGGAAGAGGAACUGAACGCCAAGCUGACUCGGCGAGUGCAGAAAGCUGCCCGUAGACAAGCCAAGCAAGAGGAGCUAAAGAGGUUACACAGAGCUCAGAUCAUCCAGCGGCAGCUUGAACAAGUGGAAGAGAAGCAGAGGCAGCUUGAGGAGAGAGGGGUUGCUGUGGAGAAGGCCCUUCGGGGAGAAGCAGACUAUUGGGGAGAGUCUUAUUACAGUGACCUCAUCGACUUGCAUCUGGGUGUUGAGCCCAAUGCCGGGACACCACGUCGUAGACCUCUCUCCUUCUGCCCUUGCUGUGCCCAUGAAGGCAUGGGUAAGAAGGAUGAUCCCAAGCUGAUGCAGGAGUGGUUCAAGCUGGUACAGGAGAAGAAUGCCUUGGUUCGCUACGAGUCCGAACUGAUGAUAUUCGCUCGGGAGCUGGAACUGGAAGACAGACAGAGUCGAUUACAGCAGGAACUCCGGGAGAGGAUGGCAGUAGAAGAUCACCUGAAGACAGAUGAGGAGCUCUCAGAGGAGAAGAGAAUCCUGAACGAGAUGCUAGAAGUAGUGGAGCAGAGAGAUUCUCUUGUGGCUCUCCUUGAGGAGCAACGGCUUCGAGAAAAAGAAGAAGACAAGGACCUGGAAGCAGUCAUGCUUUCCAAAGGUUUUAGCUUGAACUGGUCCUGAGCUUAACACAUUUACCUCUGCUGGUCUGUGUUGUCCAGUUGGCCUACCCUGAGUUCGCCAGAAUUACAUGGAUAGGAAGAUGUUGAAGGGGAAACUUCAGAAGGGUCCAACAGCAUGCAGGGAUUUGGUUUGAAGCACUCAGAAGCCUUUUGAUAAUAUGUUGGUUCCAGAAGCUUAAGUUUUACAUGUCUGCAAGCCAAGUUGAAGAUAAUGAGUUGAGACUGUGGAGUCUCCUUGAGGUCCUAUAAAAUGGACCGUAUUUUUGUGUGUGUGGUAGGAGGGAGAGGAAUAAUCCAUGUGUGGGGAAGGAAGUUAAGGGAGGAAGUACCCUUAACUGAACUGGAUUUAUGGCAGUCCAUUCCUUUCCCGUUUUUACUACACCAUUUCUAAUAAAAGGGAGGGAAGUGGGAACCCUCUCUGGAAAACCACAGCAGCCUGUAGCAGCCUGUGUGGUGGAGUCGGCUGUCCGAGAGACCUCCAGAAGCCCAGGGCAACACCUUCUUUGCUUUAGUCUUCCUCCCCACCAAAGAAACCUGCAGUUGAUCAUUAUGCAUGGAUAUUAAGAAAAAUGAGACAGAGAAGAUACUACUAGUAGGUGUGAUGGAACUCUCUGCCUCCUGGUUUUUAGAGAGAUUCGGGCAUCAGAGGACUCUCCCUAUCAUGGCCUCCUAAACCAUCAUCUUGUUGUGGGGAAAAAAGGGGAGAAGAAGAGAGAGGGAAGAUGCCCUUCUGCUUUGCUACACACUGGAGAGACAGCUACUGCUGGCCUUAGUCUUCAUGGCCACAGCUCAGAGGCUGGUGGGCUUCUUUGUUCUGUUUUUGUUGUGACUGUUUUGACACUGGAAAAUACUGACUGUGGGACAGUGGUAAGUGUGUGCUGGGGCAGGGGUGUUACCAGGCAACAUUCCCUGGAUGUUAGGCCCCUAAAAGGAAGAAGCCCUUAAGUGACCGAACCACCGUUAAAACUUUUCAGUGUUUUUAUUUUUUUCCUCUGUAUUUUGUUUUUGCACAUUGGAAACGAAGCUUAAGACCUGCCUGGGCCCUCAGUCACUUUGACCCUUUUAUGUCAAUUAACUUAUUUUUUUAAUACUUGAAAGAAGAUUCAUUUUUGUAUCUUUUAGGGAAAAAAAUGGAUGAAUGAUGGGUGUGUGUGCCUGCUGCAUCCUACAACUUCCACUUCUAAAUUACUGGACGUUGUUACCUGUGGCUAUUUAUUAGUGUUCUUAUUAAUAAUUUGAUUGUUACACAUACUGAUUGUGGAGGGAGUGUUUUAACUCUUGUUAGAGAAGGACACUGCUGAGGAUUGGUCCCUGCUUCACAGCAAGGGCAGCCUUUAUGUACCUACUAACGCAUCCUGCCCUAGGAGUUUUUCUUUAUGACAAAAUCCUGCGUGCUUAUGGAGUUAUAAGAACCUAUUUGUAUUCCUAGCAUACUUUUCUUCUGCAUCCCAGAUUCCCUCUGUUGGACUAAUAAACCAAUAAUUUAUUUAAAUUUUACAUUUUUAUAACAAGAAAGCCAAAACUGUAAGGUAGAAAUAUCCCAUAUGUCUCUUUCUCACUGAAAGAGGCCUCACACUCCUGAAGAUACAGCUAAAGGGACUUCCAUGAAAACAAAAAUAGCACAUUGCCUACUGCAUCUGUUGGAAGAAGCUCCUUUUGGCUCAGCUAGUGAAGCUGCUGCUUUUCAGCCAGGAGGAUACUCACUGUAUCCGUGCAUUAACCAGUGAGCAGGACGUGCACUGAGCAAUGCAGCACCAUUCACUGUUUGACAGGUUCCCUGAGCACACCGUGUCCUUAACUUGUCCCGCAGAGCUGAAGCAGCACUGGGUACGCGCCCCAUUCUUAAUGUGAUGUGCUAAGAGGUUUUCCCCCCUUGGGAUGCUGACCAUGUUCUUCUCUUGUUGAAGAAGUACUAAGCCUGCUCUGUGAUGUCUUUGAGAAAGUCUCCCAUUCCCGAGCGUAUUCAUACAGCGUACUGACUCUCUCACCUUGAAUUUACACUGUUGGUGCAAGGCAUCCAAGCGGGGCUGAACAUCCUUUAAUCUUUUGCCCCUGGACAGAAGUUAGCAUGGUUUCUUGCUGUUGGCUCUCUACCUCCUUCAAAGAGGUCUUCUGUAAGCUAGGGUCUACGAUUUGAAUUCACCUCUGAGUCAGGAGCAUACCUCAGGCUGAGGAAGGAUGGGUAGGACUGUCCCCAGAGACUCUGAGUGGUGCUGGUUUUUAACUGUGGAAACAGGUUUCUUCUGCCUCAAGUGUUUCCCCUUUGUCCCCCCUAGUGUUUUCUGCUAAGGCAUUACAAAUUAAAUCCAGAUGCUCGUGAAACCAAGCAGACAGGCAGCUGCAGUGCUACUUCAUAAUUGUGCUUGUUAGCAAGUGGUACCUGCUACACCAGCAUUGCGGAGUGUUGGCUUACCAACAGGAUGUCCAGCAACACAAUUCCCCCCAUUUGCCAGUGCAGGGGCAGCUGCACAAGUUAACUGGCAACGGUAGUUUCCAUAGUCUGUGUUUGAGGCGCCAGUGGAAGCUGGAGAGGAGGAGGGAAGAGAGAGGGAGAGAGAAGCUAGAUACAUAGUGUAUUGUAAACUGUCUCGCAGGGAGAAUUGGCCUCGGUCCAUUUUGUAAUGCACCAUGUAUAUGGACCACAUCUAACUUUUCACAAAAGAUCAUUGCAUGUGACCUGUAGAACAGAAAGAAGAAGAAAUACCAGAUUACUACUUUUUCCCUUUCAUGCUGCUGGCCAGAUCUUUGCAAUGCCAAAGAGUGAUUUCACUUGAGCGUGCAGGAGAGAACUGCAUAUUCUAAACUUGAACUCUUUAGGUUAUGCUGAAGGCCUUCAGCAGUGGGAAUGAAAAUGAAGAGCUAACAUUGCACACACAAAUUAAUUAAAAAUACACGAAAGGGAAUGUUAAAAAGCCUUUUUAUAUCAAAAUGGUUGUAAAAGGCACAACUUGUAAUUUCCUGUUCAGUUGCACUUUAAGAAUAUGACUUGCAUAUCAGAUACUGGGUUUUUUUACUAUCUGACUAUUUUUAAUUCAAAUUUUGUAUUUUUAAAGCUGAAGAAGGCUCUUGUGACCACAAGAUCCCUUAUUUGUAUCAGAAACCAAGUUCUAGCUCUUCGUGGGACUCAGCCGCCUGCAUUCAGUGACGUGUGUCCAUUUUGUGUGUGAGGGGAGCGAAAAGGCCCUCGGCUGCUGAGGAGUGGGCACGCAGGGGCACCCGUCCCCAGGUGACACGGUCCGUGCCGGGGGGCUGGCCGCUUCCUCCCUGCAGCAGGUAGGAGGAGAGCCAAGCUUGGAACCCAACCUGUGUUGGGUUUGAAAUGGGCACACUGAGGAUGGGGCAAGGAGGGGGAGACCACCUCCUGGAAACACCCGGGAGGCAAAUGGGGAUGUGGGAGUGAGGACUGUCAAAACUACUAAUCUACUGUUUUCACAGUACAGUUUUCCUUUUUUUAAACCGUUCUGUUCUUUUAACCAUGUUUUCAUUAAAACUCACAAAUGACUGUAAAAUCCUGAGCUUCAAAGAACUAACGCGUGGGGAGGUGACAAGACCUUUCAGCUCCAACUUCCAGAUAUAUUCCUUCUUUCAGUUAACCAAUACCCCAUGGUCUCACUAGGGCAUGUUACAAACAGCGUUGCUGAACGUAAUUUAGAGCAAACCUCAAGUUUUAAGAGUCUGUCCUUCCCUCUCUCCGUCUCUGCAUUUUAUGUAAAUAUUUGUUUGUAUGUAAAGACACCAGUAGAUCCUUGGGUUACCCCCACGGUCAAGAAUCUGAGUUUUGUGCAAUGCCUAGGCCUCUUAGAACACGGUGCUUGCAUAGAGCUAGUCACCACAUUUGUGUGCACUCUGGUGGUUUUUAAUAUUUUUAUACAUCCUAAUACUGAACAUUAUGAAGUAUUGUAAGUGGUCUAGACUGCAUGAUCUAGAGCAGCCAGCAGUUCCAUUUUCUUAGCAGCUGUUCCUAAAAUGUUCACAGCUACACCUUGUUUGCUUAACAUUCUUCUAAAAUAAGUUUUCAGUUAAGUGUUUACACCAGACACCAGUGGAUGAGAAAGGUGUUGCAUUAUAAAAUCUCCUGUUUGUAUACAAACUGAAAAGCCACAAUAUGGCUUUAUGGGAAUUUCAGUCACCACUGUCUGCAAUAAAGAGAACUCUAAAGUAUACUAAAAACCAGCCUGUAUAUAGUUCACAGAGAAAGAGACCGCUGGCUCUCGACUAUUGCAAAAUAACAGAGAUUUAGAAGCUUUCCAAAAGUUCCUGCUUUUGGAUUGCUCAGAGUACUGCUAUAGGCAGGGUAGCUGGGCAGAUGAGGAUGUCACUAAAAGCAGAUGUGAGGGGGAAGAUGCCAUGUUCUGAUGGCAUUGCAGCAAUGUAAAUACUCUGUAUCUGUGCGUGCAUGCGUGUGUGUGUGAAGUCUAAUCCAGGAGAAGGGAUCUGCUUUGGCAUCUUCUCUUUUGUAUGAAAGUGAACUCUGAUAUUCAGAUUGUUCAAGGCUUUUACAGUUGGCAUGUAUGGAGUGUUAACAGAAAAGCGUAUACCCUACCUGUAAAAAAAACAACUCUGUUCCAGCCUGUUUUCUUCUGUUUGGUUGUGUUUUAUUGUUUGUUUUUAUGCACACUUGCUUCAUUGGUGUUGAGAUUUUAGCACCUCAGAUGGCCAACUGAACUAAAAAAAAAAAAAAAUAAAGUCAUUAAUUAUUUUUU